AUGGCUCAAGAUCUGCUUUAUCGGGGAGGUUUUUGGAUGGAGGGUCGUAUUGACAACUACAACGACAUGAAGGAAAUUAGGAGGAUGCUACAGCAACUUACGGAACGCGUCGCUCGCAUCGAAGCUCGAACCCAGAUAGGUAAGAGUUCUGACGGGGAGAGAUGCGUGAACCCUUAUCUGAACCGAGUAGCUCGCAUCGACACUCUAAGCCGUGGUAGUCUCGACGGGGAGUACGAGGGGGAUAGCCCUUUUCAUUAUUGCGCUUCGCUGUGUGAAUCGAGUGAAGAGGGGCAUGGUUAUUCUCAUUGUGUCUUUGAAGCUGAAGAAGCAAAGAAAGGCUCAAAACUUUUCACAGCUCAAUAUCCCAGCUCAUUUCACCUAGAAUCUCAAACUAUGCAACAUACACAUUUAUGUUUUAUAUUUUCCGAUAAAGAAUUUGUGGACUUGCGAGAUAAAGCCUGGUUCAGAGCGACCAUUGUCACAAGUCCCACAAACUCAGCCUCAAAGAAGAGGAAAAGGGCCUUGGUGGAGUACGAGAGCUUGGUCACCGAAGACGGCUCGCAGCAGCUCAAAGAUGACAACAAUUCCAAGUACAGAGUGGUGUUUGAAAACCCUCCAGAUUUGAUUGAAUUUGAGAGAGAGCGUCUCAGAUUGCAUCAAGAUUGGGAUGCUGGCAAAUGGGUUCGGCCCAAUAAGCAGAACUGUGAUGUUGGCUGUAAUUCUUUACCCCACAACAUUCAUAUAUCUGGUCAGUUUUACAUGGUAAUGGCGGCUGCAGCUACAUCCGGUAACUAUCCAAAAAGUGUUAAGCUUCAUUCUUCCAAGUUUGUCAGGUCCAGAGUUAUAGCUUCGGGUCUUUAUCCCAUGUUUUACAAACCUCCUCAUGCUUUCCGCCUGAAACUCAGUUCUAGCAGCUGUUUCUUCUGCAUACCUCAGCCUCUACUAGUGAACAAUUUCAAGACGAUGACAUGGUCUAUCAGAAGCAGUGUGGAUAGCAGCGGGUUAGACCCAUCUCCAACAAAUGGCACUACUGGCACAACACGUUUAAUUAGGGCUAUCCAAGCUAUUCAAACCAAGUUAGGUGGCAAAAUUCGAGAGCUAAGGAGAGGUUUCCUAUUUAAAGUACUCUUCUUCUUGGUUGGUUUCUACUGUGCAACUGCUUAUGCUACUGUGAUUGGGCAAACAGGCGACUGGGACAUUCUAUCUGCUGCCUUUGCUGUGGUUGUUGUGGAGGGGAUUGGAGCCCUCAUGUACAAGGCUUCUCUUCCUUUACUAAUGAAGACUAGGAGCCUGAUAACCAUGUUUAAUUAUUGGAAGGCUGGGCUUUCCAUGGGUCAUGACCUGACUGCAAUAGUGGGCAUGGGGAGAAGAAAUGGUAGCAUAGGUGGGAUUGCGGCUGCACUGGGAAAGAAGAAGACAGAGGAGGUUGGUGCAACCAUGAAGUUUAAAUCAACUGGAAAAAAGAUGCUUCUAAAGAUGGGAAGAAAGGGAAAAUUCAGUCUAUGCCAUGUUGGCGAGCAUGGACUAGAAACCCAAAUAAGCCCAAGAAACAAUCUCCCUUGA
Molecule: messenger RNA, 1563 nt
Organism: Prunus armeniaca (apricot)
Lineage: Eukaryota; Viridiplantae; Streptophyta; Magnoliopsida; Rosales; Rosaceae
Source: the annotation of a GenBank genome assembly